This is a messenger RNA of Conger conger (European conger), 12464 nucleotides long. It is a transcript of the gene igf1ra, whose product is annotated as insulin-like growth factor 1a receptor. The record is from RefSeq and is a predicted model, not a curated record. Gene Ontology annotation, biological process: protein autophosphorylation; glucose homeostasis; positive regulation of phosphatidylinositol 3-kinase/protein kinase B signal transduction. NCBI's taxonomy places the organism in Eukaryota, Metazoa, Chordata, Actinopteri, Anguilliformes, Congridae. Gene Ontology annotation, cellular component: membrane; axon; insulin receptor complex. Gene Ontology annotation, molecular function: insulin receptor activity; ATP binding; phosphatidylinositol 3-kinase binding.
UUCCACGGAGGAGAGAGCGACAGCACUGAAGGCUGGAUUGUAGUGUGGCCACGGAGUAACGCUUCUGAGACCGAAAAGGGCAAAAACAGACCUGUAUUCACCUUGCUGAGUUUAACGAAUGUGUUUGAUAUUCGUGUAAAUUACAUUCAAAAUCUGUAAGCUCAAAAUCGUCAUUCCUGCGUGGCAAAACGGACACCGUUUUCAACUGCAACGCAGACCGACUGUGAGCGAGAGAGAAGACAGACAGAGAGAGGGAGGGAGAGGGGUGCAGCUGGUGAAACCAUUUUUGUCCCGGCGGAUAUUUUGGAUCGAGGACCGUUGAAGAGGUUCAUUGGACGAAGAAGUAGCAUUUUCAUUCAUUUAUUAAAGCCAGCCUUACCAAAAGACUCAGGACCUGGCUUGUAAUCGUCUUCCACAUCCAAAAAAAUCCCAACUGGUUUCAAGGAAAAUUGCGGAUGCAUGUAUUUGGGUCUGGUUUUCGGUCUGCUGCUGAAGAACGGUGGCUAGCUCGCUAGCUAUCAAGCUAGCUGAGUGUGCUUCUUCUCUGGUUUCUUAAGAAAUGGAGGCUGAAGAUGCGGAUUGCUAUCAGCAGAGUGGAAUCUGUGACUCGUGUGUUUUGAUAGCCACCAAAACAUCAUUUUAUCGCUGGCAAAAAUAACAAAACGUUUUAAAGUUUUUAUUUUUUUAAAAUAUACUAAUAUUUUGCUCCUCAAGGAGGGGGAAAAGAUACUGGGUAGAACUCACCCAGAGCAUAAGGCUAAAGCAAGUCCGCAAUACAGAGAAUUUGGCUAACAAGCACGUCUUGACCAGUCGAAGGAGUCGCCAGCUAGCUAUCCAGCUAUAGUGGCUAGCUAGCUGUCUAUCCAGCUAGCUAACGUUAGCCAUUUAGGUAUUUAUGCAUUUUUUGCUUUUUUAAAUCCACAAGGAGGUUUUUCCUGUUUUUAAUACGUUACGACUUCAUUUUGGGGGAGAAGACGACUGCAUUUAUCUGGAGAGGGAAUUCAUUUAAUAGGAAUGAGGUCUGGAGGAGCAAAGGAUAAUUUGACCUUGUUUUUGGGUCUGCUGUUGUCAGUCUCCACCAUCUACUUGUGGCCCGCUAAUGGAGAAAUCUGCGGUCCGAGCAUCGACAUCCGGAAUGACAUCAGCGAGUUCAAGCGCCUGGAGAACUGCACGGUGGUGGAGGGGUACCUGCAGAUCCUGCUCAUCGGCGACAAGACCAACAACCUGAACCAGGAGGUGUUCCGCACCCUGGCCUUCCCCAAGCUGACCAUGGUGACGGACUACCUGCUGCUGUUCCGCGUCUCAGGCCUGGACAGCCUGAGCACGCUCUUCCCCAACCUGUCCGUCAUCCGGGGCCGCAACCUCUUCUACAACUACGCCCUGGUGAUCUUCGAGAUGACCAGCCUGAAGGACAUCGGCCUCCACAGCCUGCGCAACAUCACGCGGGGCGCCAUCCGCAUCGAGAAGAACCCGGAGCUCUGCUACCUCGACUCGGUCGACUGGUCGCGCGUCAUGGACUCCGAGUCCAACAACUUUGUCGCCGGGAACAAGCAGUCCAAGGAGUGCGGGGACGUGUGCCCGGGCAUCAUGGAGGAUAACCGCUCGUGCAUGAAGACCAGCUCCAACGACAACUACAGCUUCCGCUGCUGGAACUCCAACCACUGCCAAGAAGUGUGCCCGGAGCAGUGCGGGAAGCGGGCGUGCACGCACGCGGGCGAGUGCUGCCACGCUCAGUGCCUGGGCGGCUGCUCGGAGCCCGACAGCGACGGGGCCUGCGCCGCCUGCGUGCACUACUUCCACCAGGGCCGCUGCGUGGCCGACUGCCCCGCGCACGCCUACCGCUUCGAGGGCUGGCGCUGCAUCACCCUGGACCUGUGCUCCCGCGUGCACCUGCCCAACGACUUCGACCGCUUCGUCAUCCACCAGGGCGAGUGCGUCCCCGAGUGCCCCUCCGGCUUCACCCGGCAGGACAGCCAGAGCAUGUUCUGCAGCGCCUGUGACGGCCUCUGUGACAAGAUCUGCGACGAAAAGACCAUCGACUCCGUGGACGCCGCCCAGUCCCUGAAGGGCUGCACCGUCAUCAAGGGCAACCUCAAGAUCAACAUCCGCCGGGGCAAUAACAUCGCCUCGGAGCUGGAGAGCUUCCUCGGCCUGAUCCAGACGGUGACGGGAUUCGUGCGCAUCUCCCACUCCCACACCCUGGGCUCGCUGUCCUUCCUCAAGAGCCUGCGCUACAUCAACGGGGAGGAGCUGCAGGACAAAUAUUACUCUUUCGCGGCGCUGGAUAACCAGCACCUGCAGUUCCUGUACUGGAGCCAGCACAACCUGACCAUCCGCACCGGGAAGCUGUUCUUCGGGCACAACCCCAAGCUUUGCGUCUCCGAGAUCCGCAAGAUGUGGGAAAAGACGGGAAUCACCGAGAAAUUCGUUGAGGAACAGUUCCGCCACAACGGAGACCGUGCAAGCUGUGAGAGUCACAUCCUGAAGUUCAAGUCCAACAGCACCAUGAGUAACCGGAUCAAGCUUACCUGGGAGCGCUAUCGGCCUGCAGAUUAUAGAGACCUCAUUAGCUUCAUCGUGUACUAUAAAGACGCACCGUUCCAGAACAUCACAGAGUUCGACGGGCAGGACGGGUGCGGCUCCAACAGCUGGAACAUGGUGGAUGUGGACCUGCCGCCGGAUAAGAACAUGAACCCCGGCGUCCUGCUCUCCCCCCUCAAACCCUGGACCCAGUACGCCGUGUUCGUCAGAGCCAUCACCCUGGUGGUGGAGGACAACCACACCCUGGGAGCCAAGAGUGAAGUGGUCUACAUUCGCACCAUGCCCUCAGAGCCCACCAUGCCCCUGGACGUCCGUGCAUACUCAAACUCCUCCUCCAAGCUCCUGGUGAAGUGGUCACGACCCGUCUCCCCCAACGGGAACCUCACCUACUACCUGGUGCGCUGGCAGCAGCAGCCUGAAGAUAGGGACCUGUACCAGCACAACUACUGCUCCAAGGAGCUGAAAAUCCCCAUCCGCAUUUCGGCCACGGGGGUAGUGGACAUGGAGGAGGACACCAAGCCCACCAAGUCGGACCCCAGCGGGGCCGACAAGGGCCCCUGCUGCCCCUGCCCCAAGUCCGCGGACGACCUGAAGGCCGAGGCAGAGGACGCCUCCUACCGGAAGGUGUUUGAGAACUUCCUGCACAACGCCAUCUUCGCUCCCAGGCCCCCGGAUCGCCGUCGUCGGGACGUUUUUGGGGCGGCCAACGGCACCCUGCCCCACGGGGCGGGGGGGAACGGGACCGGGUCGGAGGGGAACGGGACAGACGGGGAGCUGGCGGACCGAGAGUACCCCUUCUACGAAACCAUCGUGAGCGGCCGUGAGUGGACCGAGAUCCUGCACCUGCAGUCCUUCUCCGUGUACCGCAUCGACAUCCACGCCUGCAACCAGGAGGUGAAGCACUGCAGCGCCGCCGCCUUCGUCUUCUCCAGGACCAAGCCCGCAGACAAAGUGGAUGACAUUCCGGGAGUGGUGACCUGGGAGCGGAUGGAUGGGGUGGAGGGCUCCGUGUUCCUGAAGUGGCCCGAACCCGUCAACCCCAACGGCCUGAUCCUCAUGUACGAGAUCAAGUUCCACCUGAGCAACGAGCCGGAGAAACACGAAUGUGUAUCCCGCCAACAGUACCGGGAGCAGAGAGGGGCCAAGCUGAGCAACCUGGGGCCCGGGAACUACUCCGCCCGCGUCCGAGCCACCUCGCUCGCAGGGAACGGCUCCUGGACUGAAUCCGCCUCCUUCUACGUGCCCCAGCCCAAACACUACGACAGCAUGCUCUACCUGAUGAUCAGCAUUCCCAUUGGCGUGUUUAUCAUCAUCGUCAGCCUCGUGGUGGCGCUCAUAGUGGUCAACAAGAAGAGGAACAGUGACCGGCUGGGGAACGGGGUGCUGUACGCCUCUGUGAACCCGGAGUACUUCAGCGCUGCUGAGAUGUACGUGCCGGACGAGUGGGAGGUGGCGCGGGAGAAGAUCACGCUGUGUCGGGAGCUGGGGCAGGGCUCGUUCGGCAUGGUGUACGAGGGCAUCGCCAAGGGCGUGGUGAAGGACGAGCCGGAGACGCGCGUGGCCAUCAAGACCGUCAACGAGUCGGCCAGCAUGCGCGAGCGCAUCGAGUUCCUCAACGAGGCGUCCGUCAUGAAGGAGUUCAACUGCCACCAUGUGGUGCGUCUGCUAGGCGUGGUUUCGCAGGGUCAGCCCACUCUGGUCAUAAUGGAGCUGAUGACCCGUGGAGACCUCAAGAGUCACCUGCGGUCUUUGCGGUCCCAGGAGAACACGUCCAGCCUGCCGCUGCCCCCGCUGAAGAAGAUGAUCCAGAUGGCGGGAGAGAUCGCGGACGGCAUGGCCUACCUCAACGCCAACAAGUUUGUCCACCGAGACCUGGCGGCCAGAAACUGCAUGGUGGCCGAAGACUUCACCGUCAAGAUCGGAGAUUUCGGCAUGACGAGGGACAUCUACGAGACGGACUACUACCGGAAAGGGGGGAAGGGCCUGCUGCCGGUGCGCUGGAUGGCGCCGGAGUCGCUGAAAGACGGCGUGUUCACCACCAACUCCGACGUCUGGUCGUUCGGGGUGGUGCUGUGGGAGAUCGCUACCCUGGCAGAGCAGCCGUACCAGGGCCUGUCCAACGAGCAGGUGCUGCGCUUCGUCAUGGAAGGAGGCCUGCUGGACAAGCCCGACAACUGCCCCGACAUGCUGUUCGAGUUGAUGCGCAUGUGCUGGCAGUACAACCCGAAGAUGCGGCCGGCGUUCCUGGAGAUCAUCAGCAGCGUGCAGGAGGAGCUGGAGCCGCCCUUCAGGGAGAUGAGCUUCUUCUACAGCGAGGAGAACAAGCCCCCCGACACCCAGGAGCUGCACAUGGAGUCCCAGACCCUGGAGAACGUCCCUCUGGACCCCUCGCCCGGGAGGCAGGGCGUGGUCUGCAGCGGCCCCCAGCCCCCGCCCGCCCAGCCUCCGGCCCCCGCGCAGGGCCCCGCUCCCCCGCCCGACACGGCGUCCCACCCCACCCCUCCUCUCCCCUCGGGCCCCGGCCCCGGCCCCUCUCCCCCGGCCACGCCCGGCGGGGCCUCGGACAAACAGCCCGCCGCCAACGGGCCGGCGGUGGUACUGCGGCCCGCCUUCGAGGAGGCCCCGCCGUACGCGCACAUGAACGGGGGCCGCAAGAACGAGAGGGCCCUGCCGCUGCCCCAGUCCUGCUGAUCCAGGACAAAGACCCUUCACCUCGCCUCCCCCCCUCCUCCUCUGACAGGGCACCCCCUCCCUCCGUAUUCGGCAGGGUGCGAGGGCAGCGUACCAGUGAGCCCGAGUCUCCCACUGUCCCUCAGUGGGCCGUUUUUCAUGUUUUUUGUAAUUGUUAUAUUAUUAGUACGAUCGAGAAUCAAUAAAUAUCAAACGAUGAAAACCUGAUUGAAAAACAAAAAAAACUAAAUGAAAUACCCAGUAACAAAAAUGAGAACCCCUCCUCCCUCCCGUCAUUCGUUGCAUGACACCUCCGAAGACAGGAUCCGCCCGGCAACAGCCGCAUACUCCACGCCCAGCCCACUUCCUCCCAUUUGUAGAACUUCUUUUGUACCUUUUUUUUUGUUUCUUUGGUUAUUUUUUGGUACUUUUUUAAAGAAGCAAAAAGAAACGGAAGCACCUAACAGGGUCCCUGCUGGAGAGUGGUGGAUUCUGGGAUUCGGGGGACGCGGUCACGAAUAAGAGGAAGGAAAGCCCUCCCAUUCCACCCAACAGAAAGGCACUUGUGUGUGUGUGUGUGUGUGUGUGUGUGUGUGUCUGUGUGUCUGUGUGUCUGUAGAUGACUCAUGCAAGCACGCACUCUGUUGUUCAUCUGAAAGUCCUCUGCCCGGCUCCUCUCUCCAUCGACACGCACCCCGUGCUGUGUAGAGGAGCACCGGUCAGCCAUUUUGGCUCCUCCUGGAGUCCUCCUUUCAUACUGACCUUCAUCAGCGCAUGCGACUCCAGAGACGGCCCCGUCUGGCACGCUGACCAAUAACGGGCGGUAAAUGAGAGGGGGAGCGGUUUUUAAUUUUUAAUUUUGCCAAAUGCAUUUUCUUUCCCUCUCGAUAAUUUAUAACUUCUUACUUUACUCCCCUUUGAUUUUGCCCCCCCACACACACACCCAAUCACCCGGAACAUCAAAGGAAUGGAAUUGUUCUAACACUCACAUUUACACUGGUGUCAUUUUUUUUUUUACUUCAAUAUUGCAGUCGAUUUUUCUCCAAAAAAAGAAAAUUCCCUCUUUUUCUUUUGAGCUCCUUCCCCCUCUCUCUGUGGGGUCAGGGUGGGCGCGCCACCUCCUCGUUUCAUCAUCAGGAGACGAACACGAACCAGAAACAAACGGGAAGCCUGGUUUUAAAAGACCCAUUAAAGACAUUGAAAAAUAAAAAAAGGAAAAAACGGUCCAAAAAAAUUCAAACGGUGAGGUCGCAGGAAACGGUCACAAUCAGCCGGGAAACAAAUAAACAGUGAAACAGUGAGCUAGUGGGGCGUUUUAAAACAACAACAACAAAUCUCACCAAACUCAGCCUCGUGAGCCAAGCUGGGAGAACGGGCUUCUGUGUGUAGCAGGUUUUUUUAGACUCAUCUUCCGUCUCUCUGUACAGUCCAGAAGUUUCUACAAAAAGGUCUUGCCCAGGGGUACGUUAGACCGUGGUUCAUUUACAUACGCAUCAUUUGUGUCACUUUUAUAACUUUUUUACGGUUCAGAUGUUCAUCUUUUAUGUCUGUACAGAAAGAAGCUGCUAUUUUAUUCUUUGUUUUCUUUCGUGGAUGUAAUCUAUGUGUAUAUAUAUGUAUAUAUAAAUAUACAUAUAUAUAAUCUAAAAAAAUAAAUCCUUCAGGUUUAAUCUUUUACUGUUUCCACUACAAUCCCUUUUCCUCUGCUUUAUUCUCUAGAGAAAAAAAAAAGAAAAAGAAAAAAUAAUUUUAUUGUGUAUUUAAAUUUAAAAUUUUUUCUUUUCUCGUUUUAAGGAUAUCUGUGUUGCCACGUGAUCCGAUGCCUUCUAUUUUUUUAAUGAAUAUAUUUUCUUUUGCUUUUCCGUUUUUUUUUUUUGUUAGAAGUACACUUGUUUAUGAUUAUGAUGAUUAUUGUUGUUAAUGUGGUGGGCUCCUGGAGUGAGCGUGUGCACGUAGCGCCCCCCUGCACCCGUUGGCUCGUUCGUCCCUCUCUCACUCAAUCUCAGGUCAAAGAUAAGGUUUUUACUCUCCUCCGCUCGUUCGCGUCGUCGUCCUCCAUUUUGUUCCGCUUCUCUCUGUCCCUCUCCUCUCCCAUUUCCUGCGUCUCCCGGCUUCCCUCGCGUGCAGUAAAACUCAACCCAAGCCCCCCCUCCCGGUCACGCCCUAACGUCUAACGUCACCCCAAAAAAAGAGGAAAAUCUGGUGGGGAUGCAGUACGCAACACGUGUUCUGUUUCGGUGUCAAUGUCCAUCCACUUUUCAUCCCUCAAAAGUUAAAAGAAGUUUUGGGUUGGUUGUUCUUGAAUCUGUGUUCACUCCAUAUUUUUGAAGGAUUUUUCUGUGUCAGAAAAGUUGCAUUAUGGGUGUUGCCCUCCCCCUUCCUGGCUCAUAAGACUUCCUAUGUAACAAAGACCCCCCCAUAUCAGCUUAUAUUGGUAUAUAUAAUUCUGUGUAUGAUGGCAUAAUGGCUCCACGAAUGAUGAUAAAGUUGAGGUAUUUUCACCAACAGCGCUUUUAUUUAAUUUCAUGACUGGGGGCCGCAUUUUUUUCUUCAAACAUUUAUCUACCUCACUCUUAUUUUUGUGUGUAUAAAAAGUACAUCUCACAUUUUCCCCCUCAUUAACCUGUAAGAAUGAUAUUGCUGUUCUCUAUCAGUAUAAACCUCAACACUACCAAUCACAAACACUCCAUGCAUUUGGAAAUUGGGAGGGGUGGAGUGUGUCAAUGCUGCCAUUUUUAAUGGACAAAUUUAAAUGGAUCCUCUGCACACUCAACUGUAAAGAAUACUCUUUGGCUCCUUUUGAAUUGAACGUGGCAGUCUGAAACCCAAAGACCGUUGAUAGCUCCGUGGCUACCAGGUCGACGUUUUCACGCUGAAGAGGAGUACACGGGUUGAUAUCUGAUGACCGAAAAGGCGUUUGAGACACUAGGCAUGUCUACAUCUCCAGCCAAACACUAACUUGCUCUUUUCUCCUCCUUCCGAUUGUUUCUAGAGAGGUCCUCACAAAGGGUACUUUUGGUUGAGUGUUUGUAGGUGGGUUAGGAAGGAGAGCGUCGGUGGCAAGACGGUGAGGCGUUCAGGUGGAUAGAGGGUCCUGUAUCAGACAGGAGGCUUGGCUUGUGUUUGUGGGUAGCUGCAGUGACCUCUGGGGGGUCAGUUGUAAAGGGCUGGAGUUGGCUACCGUGGGCAGGUGUGGUGUGCAUCGGUAGCGUUGGCGUUAUCGCCUAGCUGAAGGUGGUGCUGAAUCCGUGUUUCUGUGGGAGGGGGGGCUGGGGGUUUUUAAUCGAGAGGGGGGGCUCCCUGGAGCCCUCACACUCUCUUUGCUCCACCCUUAGGACUCAGUGCUGACAGACACUUUCCGGGGACGUCUGCAGAAGGUGUGAACCUUCCCCCCCUGCGGAGAAAAGGCCUGCAACAACACACACGGUACCUCAGUCCCGUCGACACUUUCCAAAAAAAUCCACCCCCCACCCCCCUCGUAUGACGGGCUCACUUUCGGGAGAGAGCUCUUAAAGCGGAGGGCUCCAGCCCUGGUCCUGGAGAGCUACUGGGUCUGCUGGUUUUAGUUUUCGCAUUAAAAUCAGCACCCUGUUGAGACCCAAGUAACCAGACGAGGCGAGUUCAUUAAUCAGUUGAAGCGGUUGAUUGAAGUUAAGUGCAGAGUAACAACGAAAACCAGCGGACCCUGCGGCUCUCCAGGUCCGGGGUUGGAGACCACCACCUUAAAGAAUCGACAGAGCUCAUUCUCCACCCACAUUUCCACCCGACCACACUGGGUCUAAACCGCGUCUUACCCCCCUGUUGUCCUUAAAUAAAACCAUUCCGUUUGGGCAGUCGUGCUCCUCCAGUCGCUCUGGAGUUUUCCCCCAGAAGGCCUCACAGGCCCUCCCCUUCGUCGCCGUCGUCCUCUUCGGUCUGGGAGGAGCGGGGCGGGGGACGAUCUGCCUCUCCUGCUCAGCCCUCCCGUUCUGCUGCUCGUUUCGAAUGUCGCUGCUCACCCAGAGUGCAGGCCGGCCCCUGAGGGAACAGGCUGCUCCCUUCUCUCAGCUCCCUGCAGACUUCAUGCAGACUUCAUGCAGACUUCAUGCAGACUUCAUGCAGACUUCAUGCAGACUUCAUUCAGACUUCAUUCAGACUUCAUUCAGACUUCAUUCAGACUUCAUUCAGACUUCAUUCAGACUUCAUACUUCCAUUCAGACUACACCUUUUCAUAUUGCUCUUUUCUCUUUUAUGUUGGGAGGGAGGGGUUCAGAGGUGAAACCGAACCGUCGAGGAGGGCAGCAAGAGCUGUGAUUGGGUGGAGCAAAAAUAAAUAGGGCGGGGAAAACACUGCCCGCAUUGUACAAGUCGGGAGAGAGGGAGAGGGCGAGAUGGGUUAUGUCCCUAGUUAAGGGAGACUGUUUGUAAGUCGUAGGCCAGAGAUGGAAAGGUUGGAGGGCUCCUGUAGUGAACUGGAGGUAACCGGGGCGGAGGGCCUCGAGAAAAGGUUUGCGGUCCAAUUCUAAAGAAAAGCGACCGUCGCCAACUAAGGCACUUAAGUACUCUUUAUUUCAUUUGAAGGAGGUACAGGGACUGAAUUCUGACGGCAGUGGAAAUAGGGUCGGUAGAGCGGCACAUUGCUGGAAACAACUGCUUUUCGUUUCUCAUGUGUGGUACUUGUCCAAAAGAAGAAUAAAAAAUAAAAAUAAAAAUAAAAAAAACAUUUUUUUAAGAGCACCUGUUCACGAUUUUCCCAAGGCCUUGUGCUUGUUGCGUUGGUUGCGUUUGUAUGGGUGUGAGUGUUAUCACUUGUAGGUGUAGUGUAUCGAGAUUUUAUUGUCUAAUAAAAAAAGAAAUAGAUAUCAUUGCUAUUUAUUUUCUUUUUUAAUUCGUUCACAGUGAUGAAACGGACACAGAGCUGGCCUGCUGCAUAGUGAAUGUCGGUUUACAUUGAUUGCUGCCAGACUUGCUACUACACAAUCACACAUACCAACCUACGUACGGACAGCAGUGUCCAGUAGAUUACGGGUAGUCACGAAAGAAAGAAAAACUGAAUAGAACAAAAAAAUGUGCAGAAUAUUUUGGGCAAUUUUAGGAUUUAAAAUAGUGCUUGGUACAUUGCCAACUCUUUGUAAACUUUGAGGUUGACUCAUACAGUUAGUCAUUUUAUUAUUAUUAUUAUUAUAAUUAUUAUUAUUAUUACUGUUGAUUUUCUUCAGAAUGUUGUAUAUGCAAACCUCAGGUCUAGAUAAAUUAAUGCAUAAAAUCGCAAUAAUGAACAUGAGGUUUAUAGAUAAAUUUCCAGGCACUUGUUUUCGCUUGGCAUUCCUUUAUGCUUCGGGGGCCUUGAUCUACUGAAACCGUUUUUAUUUGAAUUGCAGUUUUUCUUUUCUUCAUGUUCACAAAACCUUUAGCUCCGUAUCACUGAAUUGAAAUGAUUUGAUUUAAGGCAGUUUGGUAAUGUCUUCUAAGUUCUGUAUCAGAAGUUUCCUGUUUUUUUUUUGUUUGUUUUUUUUGCCUUCCUCCCACCCCACCCUCCACCAAAACACCUCUACUUCAUGUCUGUUCCGCUCUGUGUCUUUCUUGUUAUGUAUAUCUGAAUAAAUUUAAUGUAUUUUCUUUUCUUAAUUUUUGAAUAAAAAAAAAAAACGAUAAAGAAGCCUUGCAUUGAAGGUUGAUUUUUACAGGCACCUGUUAGUGAAUAUAUUCCCAUCCUGUGUUUUCUUAUUGGCUAGCUCUGUUGCACGAAUACUCUGAUUGGACCACUGUGGAGUCGCACCUAAGAUAUUACAAUCGAUUAACCAGACUGUUUUUUUACCAGAUUGUUUCUGCCUUCUGUUUUUUCUUAAAAGCAGUACGCUUUGGCCAAUAAUGGAAGUUCCUGGUGCUGUUAUCUUGGCUUAUUUGUACGUUUUCUGCCUAACUGGUUGGAAACCGUACAUUCAACGUCAAGAAUAUGGAGUCUACUAUCUGGUUCAUCUAUAGUAAUGUCUAUGGUUAUACUACAGAUUCUGACUAACCAGAUAAUCAGAUGGUCUGCUCCAGUAGUCCUUCCAUCUUCUUUGCUUUCCAGAUACAGGAGGGGUGGGAUUACCAGGCAUUCCUAAUCCUGUAUUACGAUUUACAAAUAUUUAUGGAGAAGCGUGUCAAAAGACAGAACUGACCAUCUGGUUGGUCCAUAGAAUCUGGUUCUAUGCCUUCUCACUAUAAUGCCUGUCUUGAUGGACACAGCAUUGCAGUGAUGUAGGCCCACUUUUCCCAAACGUAAAUGCUGAACUAUCAAAACUGCACACCCAACCCCUUGACAGGACAGGAGUUCCCAAAUCGGCAGCUGUUAAUCUGACCGGGUAGCCAGGGUAACCAAUUAGCAAGUGUUCCAGAACAGGUGCCUGUUGAGGUCAAGAUUUUGUACAUACUGUAUUCUAAUAUGUUUGAGUUAAUAAAAUAAAAUGCACAAAGGAACGGUAGGAUUAAAAGCAACCUUUGGAGUCGGGCAACAGGGGUGAUGUCGGAAGGAAAUGCGUUUAAAAAAAAAUCAGCUGUACUUAUUCAACCUUAUGUUGAGAGCCCACCCCCCACCCCCAAACCCCAUUGUCAUGCCACCUCAACAACCAGGCCCUCUUAUGAUUUUAUAAAACAAAAAACAUUGUGUAUAAGCAUAUAUUACCUUUUUAUCUCGCACUAUUGUGGCGUCACCACAGAAAUUAAAGGAUUAUAGGAUUUUAUUUUAUUUUUUUCAAUUUCUUAGUUUUAUUUUUUAUAAAUACCUGAAAUUUGUCUGAAAUUGACUCCGCAUUUUGACUGUUCUGUGAAACCCUCAAAUUACACCACAGGAGCACUGCUAAUAAGUUAGUGUUAUCAAAACCUAGCUUCCCAAAGAAUCCCCCCCCUCCCCGAAAUAGCACUGUUUUUGCAUGUCGGGCUUAUUAGAAACUUUGAUAUUUUUAUUUAAAUGCCAGUUCUGAUAGGUCUGAGAUUUUGUUGAUAGGUUAUUUAAACAUACCAAUUCAGCACUUCAUGUUUCUCAGUUGUACCACUGGAAAGCGUUUCAGAACUGAUUUCCUUUUAUUUCUUUUUUUAUUGCUUUUUUAUAAAGAGAAUAUGGCCAAUUUGUUACUAAGAAUUUGCUGUGUAUAAAUUAUUCAAAUUCCUGUGUUUAUAUUAAAUGAUUCAGUAGAUUCAGAAGGUUUAAAAAUGUUUUUUGUAUAUUCUGUUGUAUAUAUAUUCUGAUUCUUUACAUUACGGGGAAAAUAAACUAUUUUGAAAGGCUGAAA